CUCGCCUAUAAGGAGGUGCCCAGCGCCUGGCUGCUGCUUCCCGGCUGCACCUCGCAAGGUGAGUCGCCGUGGCAGCAGCCGGGGGAGCGGGCUCGGCUCGGGGGCUGCCGCCGGCGCUUGGAGCAGCUCCUCAGAGGGCCGCGGAGGAGAGUCCCUCGGCUUACUCUGGCCCUGGCUACUCCUUCGCCAGGAGUGCCUGUCUGGAUGCUGGAUGGUGUAAAUGAGCGGAGGAAAAGGGAGCGCACAGAGGCUGAAACGCUCUCGGAGACUGGGGCUGGAGGAGACAGGCGAGUGGCUAGCUUUCCCCUCCGGGGCUGAACAUGGAUUCCCAAGUCCUCGGGGGCUUUACUCUGCUGCUCUUCAGUUUUUGGCACCUCGGAUUAACUGCAACAAACUAUAAUUGUGAUGAUGCAUUGGUAUCUUCGUUACCUUCAACAGCCCUUACGAGUUCUUCCGACCUCUUCAGUACUCACAGUCCCAGCUUUGCGAAGCUCAACAGGCGAGAUGGAGCUGGUGGCUGGUCCCCGCUGGACUCAAAUGAACAGCAGUGGCUCCAGGUCGAUCUGGGAGACAGACUGGAGAUUGUUGCGGUUGCUACACAGGGCAGGUACGGGAGCUCAGACUGGGUAACCAGCUAUACGCUGAUGUUCAGUGACACCGGCCGCAACUGGAAACAGUACAGACAAGACGACACCAUCUGGGAUACAAUUGAAGAUUCUGGUUCACUACUGCUCUCAAAGAAAGUUGUUUUCACAGGGAACAACAACGCUGACAGUGUGGUUCACCACAAAUUGCUGCACUCCACGAAAGCCCGCUUCUUGCGCUUCAUCCCUCUUAAGUGGAAUGCUGGUGGUCGAAUAGGACUGAGAGUGGAGGUCUUUGGUUGCUCCUAUAAGUCAGAUAUUGCAGACUUCGACGGCAGAAGUUCACUCCUCUACAGGUUCAAUCAGAAGCUUAUGAGCACGUUCAAAGAUGUGGUCUCUUUGAAGUUCAAGAGCAUGCAGGGGGAUGGUGUCUUAUUCCAUGCAGAAGGACAGCGUGGAGACUACAUUACCUUGGAACUGCAGAAAGGGAAGCUCUCCUUGCACAUCAACCUGGGGGACUCCAACCUGCACUUCAGUAACAGUCACACAUCCGUCACCCUGAGCAGCCUCCUGGAUGACCAGCACUGGCACUCAGUUCUCAUAGAGCGCUUCAACAAGCAAGUAAACUUCACGGUGGACAAGCACACCCAGCAUUUCCGAACGAAGGGGGAUUCAGAUCACUUGGAUAUUGAUUAUGAGCUCAGUUUUGGAGGGAUUCCUGUCCCAGGGAAACCAGGAACCUUUCAGAGGAAAAAUUUCCAUGGAUGCAUUGAGAACCUUUAUUACAAUGGAGUCAAUAUAAUUGACCUAGCAAAAAGGCGCAAACCUCAGAUCUAUACUGUGGGGAAUGUGACAUUUUCUUGCUCAGAACCACAAAUUGUUCCUAUCACGUUUCUCAGCACCAGUCAAAGCUACUUGCUACUACCUGGCACUCCUCAAAUUGACGGUUUGUCAGUCAGCUUCCAGUUUCGAACAUGGAAUAAAGAUGGCUUAUUUCUGUACACUGAAUUGUCUGAAAAUUCGGGACCUCUCUUGGUUUACCUCCAUGGUGGGAGAUUGACACUACUUAUUCAGAAGGAGACAGAGAACCCAGUGGAAAUCACUGAAGGCACCAAUCUCCAUGAUGGGCUUUGGCAUUCUGUUAACAUCAAUGCCAGAAGACAUCGCAUUACCCUGACACUGGAUAACAAUGCUGCCACUGCUAGCCAUGCAACCACUGCCUCAAGGAUCUACUCUGGGAACAGCUACUAUUUUGGAGGGUGCCCUGACAAUUUCACCAAUUCCCAAUGUUUAAAUCCCAUUACUGCUUUUCAAGGCUGUAUGAGGCUCAUCUUUAUUGAUAACCAGCCCAAGGACCUCAUUUUAGUUCAGCAAGGCUCCCUAGGGAAUUUUAGUGAUUUACACAUUGAUCUGUGUGGCAUCAAAGACAGAUGUUUACCCAACUACUGUGAACAUGGAGGAAAAUGCUCUCAAUCCUGGACCACCUUUUACUGUGAUUGUAAUGAUACAGGCUACAUGGGAGCUACCUGUCAUAACUCUAUCUAUGAACAAUCUUGUGAGGCUUAUCGACACCAAGGGAAGACAUCAGGUUUCUUCUACAUCGAUUCUGAUGGAAGUGGACCUCUUGGACCACUCCGUGUUUUUUGCAAUAUAACAGAAGAUAAGAUCUGGACUGCAGUGCAGCACAACAACACAGGGCUAACCAGAGUCCAAAGAGCUGAUAUGGAGAAGCCGUACACUAUGUUCUUUAAUUACAACAGCAGCGUGGAGCAGCUUGAAGCUAUGAUAAACAGUGCUGAGUACUGCGAACAGGAGGCAGCCUACCACUGCAAAAAGUCACGUCUCCUGAAUACCCCAAAUGGAAUUCCAUUUGCUUGGUGGGUUGGCCGUGCCAAUGAAAAGCAUCUUUACUGGGGAGGAUCUCUUCCAGGCAUUCAACAGUGUGCAUGUGGACUGGAAGAAAGUUGUCUGGAUAUGAGAUAUUUUUGCAACUGUGACGCAGAUAGAGAAGAAUGGACAAAUGACACUGGCCUCCUUGCUUUCAAAGACCAUUUGCCUGUAACUCAGAUAGUGAUCACUGACACAAACAGAUCAAAUUCUGAAGCUGCUUGGAAAAUCGGCCCUUUGCGUUGCUAUGGAGACAGGCAGUUCUGGAACGCCGCUUCUUUCAACACGGAGGCCUCCUACCUGCACUUCCCUACCUUCCAUGCCGAGGUCAGUGCAGACAUCUCCUUCUUCUUCAAAACUACUGCCACCUCUGGGGUGUUCUUGGAAAACCUUGGGAUUAAAGACUUCAUACGAGUUGAAAUAAGAUCUCCCAAAGAGAUCACCUUCUCCAUAGAUGUUGGGAAUGGCCCCAGAGAAGCCACUGUACAGUCUCCCACACCCCUGAAUGACAACCAGUGGCACUAUGUCCGAGCAGAGAGGAACCUCAAGCAAACCUCUCUCCAGGUGGACAGCCUCCCCAAGAAGGUCCUGGAGGCACCUGCCGAGGGGCAUUUCCGCUUGCAGCUCAACAGCCAAUUAUUUGUAGGGGGAACAGCUUCCAGAAAAAAGGGCUUUUUGGGAUGCAUUCGAUCUCUGCAUUUAAAUGGACAGAAACUUGAGCUUGAAGAGAAAGCUAAAAUGACACCUGGUGUUAAACCCGGAUGUCCAGGGCAUUGCAGCAGUUAUGGUAACCUGUGCCAUAAUGGAGGAAAAUGUGUAGAGAAGUAUAAUGGUUACUCCUGUGAUUGUACCAACUCAGCCUAUGAAGGACCUUUCUGCAAGGACGAGGUUUCUGCGUUAUUUGAAGCUGGCACUUCCGUUACGUAUAUUUUCCAAGAACCUUAUCCUGUCACAAAAAAUGCAAGCACUUCAAGCUCUGCCAUUUAUGUGGAUGCUGUCAUAUCCAAGGAAUAUAUUACAUUUAGCUUUCUCACAGCACAUACUCCCAGCCUUCUGCUGUACAUCAACACCUACUUUCAUGAAUAUUUGGCUGUGAUUCUCUCCAAAAAUGGAAGUUUACAGGUCCGAUACAAGCUGAGUAAGGAUGGGCUCCUCAUUUUCACCAUUAACUCUGGAAAUUUUGCCAAUCGAGAGCUGCACCAUGUGAAGAUUAACAGAGAAGGCAGAGAGCUCACUGUUCAGGUUGAUCAAGUUCUCAAACUCAAACACAACUUUUCUGAGAUUGAUUUUAAGGCCAUUAAAUCACUCACCUUGGGCAAGGUCACAGAUAGUUUGCCACUGGACCCUGAAGUCUCAAAGGCAAAUGCCUACGGUUUCACUGGCUGCCUGUCCUCUGUUCAGUACAACCACAUUGCUCCCCUGAAAGCUGCCUUACGCCAUCCCAGCAUUGCUCCUGUGACUGUCAAAGGCUCCUUGACUGAAUCCAGCUGUGCAUCCAUAAUGGAAGCUGAUGUGAACACAGCAACCACGAUAUAUUCCUCAUCAGAUCCUUUUGGGAAGGCAGAUGAAAGAGAACCUCUCACCAAUGCAGUCAGAAGUGAUUCAGCUGUGAUUGGAGGUGUAAUAGCAGUCGUGAUAUUCAUCAUCUUUUGCAUCAUUGCCAUCAUGAGCAGAUUUCUUUAUCAGCACAAACAAGCACAUCGAAGUAGCCAGGCAAAGGAGAAGGAAUACCCAGAAAACCUCGAGAGCUCUUUUAAAGCUGAUAUAGACUUGCAGAACACAGUGAGCGAGUGCAAACGGGAAUAUUUCAUCUGAUGGACAAUGCAAUUUCUUCUUACUCUUACUCCCCUAACCUUCCUUCCUUUAUUCCUUUUUUCUUUUUGUAAUUAUUUUUUUUAAAUAUUCAUUUUUUGCUAACUCCUUUUUCAUUUGGAAAAGACCGCCCUGCACAGGAAACACUGACAACACAGUGCCUCAUUCUGCACAAGAACCUGGCAGUCACAGUUUACUUCUGCAGCUAAAGAGACCUGUUAACUUACCCUACACGAAGUAAGAUCCACAUGCACACCUGGUUUCUGCUGUGGGUUCCUGGUUGUUUCAAAGUCCCUUCAUUUAUUUCUGUUUUUUCUCUGGAGCCAUUUAAUUCAUCACUUUUACACUAGAGCUGGACUAUGUAAAGUAGAGAUAAAGUAGCUGAACACAUAGCUCUGCAGAUACUGGGACAGGAUAGAGGGAAAGAAUGAGUCCGAAAGGCCUGAUCUAUUUUACAGGCUUAUUUACAACAAUCAUAAAGAACUGGCCAAAUUCUCAAAUGAUAUGAUUUGAUAUAUGUAUCUAUUGAUUUCAAUGAUUAAUUUAUACCAGUUGAGAAGCUGGUAUGAGGUAAGGAAAAAUAAAACUGUCCUCAUUAAGCUCCUUCCCACAACCUCCUGUCCUUUUACUGUAACUUUUAGGCUUAUCAGUACUUUUCCAACAAUAUAUAUAUCAACAAUAAAUGUCAUUCCUAUGCACUUCUUUCACCUCCAUCUCAUAAGGCUGGCUAUGUAGACCCAACAUACUCUAGCGUAACUCUAGCUGAAGCAUGGAAAAUAGUAGCUGGAAUCUCCAAGGGUUUUAGGAAGCUGCUAGGAUUUAGGUGCUCUAUAUUUGUCUGAAAUGUUAAAAAUGCAGCAUAUAUCUGUUCAUGCCAUAUGGAGGAUUAUCACACACUGAGGUUAAAUACUGUUGCCACUGUGGCAAAGAAGUACAUAGACAAGAAAAAAACAAAAAUAGUUUAAUCUUAAACAUGAGUCACAUUUUCUGCGAGUUCUAAAAAAGAAGAAUAAUAAAAUCUACCUACUCAACUUCCCCUCCAAACUACAUGAAAGAUUGAUUGGUAUUUCAUGUUUAUAGAAAUUGGAAUAUCUUCUCCAUAGCUAAAUAAAGAGAGGUCUGAUGUCACAUCUAAAAAGGUUAAUAUUUAAUCAACGCUGUUUACAAGGAAGAACAUUAGGGAGGCAAGUUUAAAAAGAUCCCAAAUACUCUACAUUGAAUUAAUCUUCUCUCCUGUUUUUCUAAAAGUCAUCUGUCCUUUCCUGGUUGGGAACAAUACUGAAGACUCAAAUCCUGCCCAUUUUACUUGUGCUGCAUGGUUUCUGUGUGAGGCUAAAAACCCCUUCUUGUCAGUCACAGACAUCCUAAGGGAAAGAAGUGGAGAGAUUUUUCAUACCCUGCUUGUGUCUGUGUGGCAUACUGCUUUCCCAGGGCUUCUGAAGAGUGUGUAGAAUUUGCUGUUAAACUUGAAGGUUUCUGAAAGGAGUUAAAUCCAUUCAAUGGCUAAGACAAAAAAAAAAAGAUAUUUCUUGCAAUAAUCUUAAUAAGAAUUAAGACAAUUAAUUGUGCAGCUGAAUCUAUUUCUUUGCCCCUUACACCCUUCUGAAGUCAUCCUGGGGUUUCCACAUGGCGACCCUUUUUACAUGAAUUAAAAUCAAAGCAGCGCAGUAUGAGGCAAUAACCCACAGCAAACCAGGGAUGAGGUUACAGAUGCAACAGGUACUGUUUUUCCAGGCAGUGCAUCUCAAAGGUAUGUAGCUGGUUAUUUUUUUGAUGGGAGGAGGGAGGAAUAAAUAAAUGGCAGUUUGGAUAUGGUGAUUCUUCACUUCUUUCGGAAGACUUAAUGAGAAGAGGCGUCUGGUGUAGAGAAUGCAAUCUUGGAAUGAUAAUUGCUCUCAAGUGAAGAGGAAUAUGUGAGGCCAGCCCCAUAACCAGAACUCUUAACUAAGCAAUUUUAUAAAACCAUUUAUAUUGAAAUUAGUAUUGGUGCCAUUCUUCCUAGACUGUGGUUAACAGCAGCUCUUUUGCCUCAUGAUGGCAGUUGGCAUGAUGCAAUGUUUAAUGAUGGACUCACUAGCUGUGUUCCCUUUAUGUUGCUCGAUCUUUUGCAGUAAAAUCCUAGCAAAGCAAUUCUCUUCUCUCCUUCAUUCCUUCCUUCCCCCACAUAAAGCUGCUUUGUUUGGCACGGUGGGAGGAGAGGAAUAAGCAAGAACAUGGGCUCCUCUGCUCAUGUUUGAGCCAUCUUAUCUGAAACAGCCUCUGUAUGAGACAUCUCUGAAGUCCUAAUGUACUUCAUUGGCUUUAUGGAGAGUGAAGUAAGAAGGAGGGGAAAGCCCUAGCCAAACUAACAGAUACAGAUUAUCCUUCUGCUUUCCUCCAUGUUAGUUUCCAGAAAUAAAAUUACUACAAAGUGCAACAAUAAAGCACAAAGUUGCUCUAGCAGAAGAGUAGCUGGAAAAGGGAGACUGAACAAUGAAGCAGAGUCCUCUCAUUUCUCAAGUGACUAAAUUACUUUCAGCCAUCUUGGGCCUGAUUCUGCAAGACACUGAGCUUUCUCCAGGAGGAUCAAGUUCCCAUCUCCAACUGUAGGUAUUAGUGUUGCUGCAAACAUUUCAGAUACAGGUCAGUGGCUCAGUCCUGGGCCAGAGAACAGGUGUAGUGGCAUCCUGUGUGCAAGCUCAGACCCGGCAAAACAGUUUAAGUGGUCUGUUUGUCCAUUUUUCCUUAUGGUCAUUUAAUAUAGCCCAGGCUGGUAAGGCUCCUUGAAAAUUUAGCUGUAUUGUUGUGUAUCUGUAAAAAGAAAGAACUGCACAUACAUACAUGCAUGCAUAAGUAUACAGAAACGUGCAGCAAUACCUAUGGAUGUAAUGAGAUGCGAAUAUUUAUAUGCUAAAGGGCUAGACAAAUGAACACAUUUGUAUGGACUUGCGAUUUAAAAUCCUAUCAUCUUCUAAACCAGGAUGUCAAUAUUAUUCAUAUUAAAAGGUAGCUAAAAGAUAGUGUAUGAAGUAAUCUAAUGCUAAUAUUAACUCUGGAUAUUUUUUUAUUUUGGGGUUUUUUUGGGUUUUUUGGGGGGCUUUGUUGUUUGGUUUGGGUUUUUUUUAUUAUGUUUUCUUCAGCAAGGGAAUAAUCUGAUUUAUUUCAGUGCCAGUUAAAGGCAGUUAAAAAUAUUUUUUUUAAAAACAGAAGAAAUGCAAUUUUUAAAAAAAUGUACCAGCAUUAAAAUUGCUUUCAUUUCCCACAGUUCAAAUUAGACCUUUUUUCCCAUCUAAUAUAAACAAUUUGUGCUAUUUUUGCUAAAAUUUUUUUUUAAAUGGUGGGGGUCUUUCCUUUUUUCUUUUAGCUAUCAUUCUAGAUAACAUUUUUCAGUAGACACAGGGUAUAAUAUUUUUUACAUAUAAAAUGUUAGGAUUUAUUUUAAUGGAAAACCUGAGAAUAUAAAAUAGUUUUUUAAGGUAUUAUUUGGUUGGUUGGGUUUUCUUCUCCCAAGACACGUUUCAUAACAAAAGUAAGGGGCUGGUGGAAGCCAAGUCUCUUUUUUUCUCCUGGUCAUAUGGUAACGUCUGAAAAUUAUUACUGGUAGGCAGGGAUUUUUAUGCAAUGAAAUGUUUAAAUCACUUAAAUAUGGAGUUAGGCACUGGAAAUUCUUGUUUUCCAGAAAUGACUUGGCCAGUAACAGCCAUGCUUUUAAAGAUAUUUAGUCAUGCAGAGUCUGAGUUGGAUACCUAGAAGGACUGUCUGAGAAUCCUGAUGUUUGGCUAUAGAAAACAAAUGAAGGCUUUCUGUCAGAAAGCUAAAUUCCACUAACUUUCACUGAGACAUAUGCUGCACCUGAGUGAAGUCUGGGCUUUCGAAGGAGUUUAUACUUCUGAGGAUGUAGACCAAUGCUUAAGUGACUAAACAAGAUGAAUACUUGACUCUACUUAAUUUCAGUUGGGUUUCUGCUUCUGUCUUGCUGUGAAAUAUUUUAAAAUGCUACAAGACAUUUAAAUACUUUUGGAAGUUGAGUCCCAUUUCUCUUUUGGAAAUAAAAUAUUGGUCCUAAGUAAGUCACCUGUGUAAUUUGCAGUAAGUAUUUCAUCUGUCCUUAUUUACUCACUAGAGACAAGACAGAGUGAGUGCUUUGAGUAGAUUUUUAGCAUGUGCACUUCCUUUUAUUUUUCUUGUUCUUGCUGUGGCACGACACUUAGGGCAUAUCUGCAGUGAAAACAAAACCAAACAACAGACAGGCUUUUUACUCACAUUGGCUAAACCAGGAUUCUCAUGUGGGUGAAGGUAGCUGUGAAAACAAGCCAUUUAGGCUGAUAACAAGUGUUACCUAAUUGUGUUCAGUCAUGAGAUUCCCCUGACACCUAAGUUAAAACCAAUAGCAAAAAAAGCAAAUAUGAGAUGAUUUCUUUCUGCUUUAUUUUGACCUGAUCUAGCCAGACUUAACCCAUCCUGUUUAGCUAUUACUCAGUUUUCACAGCGUAAGUCAAAUCCCUAUUUUAAUUAGAUGCUUGUCUAUAUUAGCAUUUAGCUGAUCACAUAUUUAGCAUAUUAGGGAGGAGCAAUCAAUACAUCAUAUAGUUUCACAAUGAUGAGGGGAUAUGAAUCUUCUCCUAAUGAAGUCAGCUAUCGAUUUUGCUGAACAUAAGAUUGAAUCCUAGACCUAUGGAAGCAUUUGAAGAUUGCUUUUAUCUGAGUCCUUUGGGUUUGUUUCAUUUUGCAUUUGGUUUUACAGGCUACCUGGUUUACACUUGUCAUCCAAUCCUGUCCUGUGGUCAGUGAGGACAGGGCAAAUAUCUCAGAUAUCCUUUAAGAUAAAAUAAAUCACUCUCUACAGCUGCAUUUUUCUCUCCACUGAUUAUAGAGUCAGGGUAAGCUUCUGGCAAUAGGUUAGCUACUUCUAGCAGAAUUUGCCUACAUAUAGGAAUUUUACGCUAGUCUUGCAGCUCCAGUAGACACAUUUGCACAGGUCUUAAAAGAGACUUGGUUUUUAUUGAGAUGUCAGCUGGGAUAAAGAAUGGACACCUCCUUGCAUCUCACAUUACACUAGACAUCUCUGCUUAGGAAAUGUAUGCAUCUGCUUAUAGCCAGAUAUGAAAAAUACAUGAAAAAAAGCACCCAUUUGAGUUGGUGGCCAUCCUACCAGUAACCUGCGGGGCAUGAGAGAGGAUUGCUCUCCUUCCAGUCUAUUCUAGAUCCAAGAUCCAAAAUCUAUUCAUUGCCUCAUGUGAGAGCAUUGACAGAUAGUAUACACGUAGGCAAACCUGCACAGAUUUCAUAAUCUAGAGCUAACUCAGCCCCCUAAAAUGCCUUUCUAGCCCUGUGUGUCUCACACCAUUUGAGAUGAUAUAGAGUAUCUCUGCAGCUCCAGUAAAGAUGCAAGUCUCCAGUCUGUGGUGUCUUGCAUCUGCCCCAAGCCUAGCUUGUCUGAUACCUGUUGGUUUUUCAAAUUAUAGUAAUUGCCCAUCCAGAACCCCAAAAUUUUCUCUGAGAUGAAUCACUGAAAAAAAUCCCAUCUUCAGAACAAAAUCAACCUUCCUUUUCUAUUAGUGUAAGCCAAUCAGUUGAAGUGUGUCUUUCACCUCAGCUUAACAAGAGUGUAACAGGAGGCAGAAUUUGACCCCUUUGUGGUCCACCACCUCAUGCCAUUGUUGUUUGUUUCUGUCACCUACACAAAGCUUACACUGAAGAAGACCAGUUUCAGUUAUUUUUCUGCACUGUCAGCUUUUCACAAACACAAAGGGAUUUGGGGUUUUUGCCUUUUUUUUUUUUUUAAUUACUAUUAUUAUUCAGAAAGCAACACUUUGUAAAAGAUUUGCACAAAAGCUAAGACCUUGCGAGGCUAAGACAAGUGCUAUUUCAAAGUUUUCAUGCAGUUUUUGUAAUGCCUACAGUUACACCCCUGCCAAACCAAGGGCCUUAUCCAGUCUCUUGAGGUUGAUGGGAGGCCUCUUGGUUGACUACAGUUAGGGCUGCACCAUGCCCUUGGGGGUUUUGGGGAUGUUCUUCACAAGUUACUAUCAAAGCUUCAAAGUAUGAUUUGUUCCUUUUGGUUCUGCACUUUACUGCACUUCCCUUCCCAAUGAAAGUUCUCCAUGUCCCCUUUUGGUGUAGGUGGUCCCAUCCUCCAUGCUCCUUUUGUACAUGAAACUUAUAAAAACACUCUGCUUUUGGGUCUGAAGUAACUUUUGUUUAUUUUGAGUCAUGCAUAUAGGAUAAUUGGGUAUUUCUAUGUAUUGGUACUUAAUUUUUGUGAUCUUUUGCACUAAUUUACUCUGUCAAAUACAAAAACUGAAAAAAAAACCCCCACACUUUCUGGUGAACUGCCGUAAUUUGUAAGCUAAUUGUUUGUUGUUUGUAAUGUACUGAGUCUACAAGCCGAGCUAAAGAAAGAUUAAGGCAACAGUGUUGACAGUGUCACUCCAUAUCUAGUUAAUCUCUGUUUGCUUUUUCUCUCCUUUAUUUUUCACAUGUGCAGCUAUCAAAUUGGUGGUAGGAAGCAGAGGAUCUUGUGUUACAGUUCUAAUUAAGGUUAUGAUUUUUCUCCUGACAGUUGUAGAAACCAGAAGUUCAAAGAAAUUGCAUGAUUUUCAAAGUGAUGGCCAGGUAUUCUACUAGAAGGGAGACUGCACUCCACCGUGGAGAUGUAGUCACCUAUAAGUGGUGACUUGUAAGGGGGAAUGGGAACAUGAACUCUGCAAAUUAGAGUUGUGAUGACACAGUGCAAGAGGCAAAAGCUCUCAGAAAGUUUAUGCUGUUGGAAACCAGGCAUGGUAACCAUCAGGUGGAUAUGAGGGUUUUAAGUCUUUUUCCACAAUUCAUUUUUGCCAUGGAGUGAGUUACUAGUUAGCCUGCCAAAACAUAGCUUUAAUUGUCCUGAUGAUCUGUAAAGUGUAAGAGAUGUGCUUCAAACAUGUGAGAGGAUUUCAAACCUCUGGCUGAUGCUAAUCUGAAUCUCUCCAGUUAGAAUUUCCCUGAUAUGCAAAAGAAGAGUUGGAGAUGAUUUCCCUCAAAUAAUCAUAACAUUUAAUGAAAUGUUGGGUACAACAGGUGAUCCAAAGAAUGGUGUUUGCUUAGAGACUCUCCUCUUCCCUUCCCUCCCUCACUUAGGAUGCUUGUGGCAGCUUUUUUCUACUGACUGCUGUUCGCAUUACACCAUUAUUUGCUUCUUGAUAUGCUGGUCAUUACUCUCCUCAUGGAUUUCAAUCCCACAACCCUCAAGAGUCUGUCUGAUAUGAUUUCUGCAUGGGAAAUUACUCACUUUUGCAUGCCCUUGUGGUUCUUUCUUGCAUCAUUUAGGCAAACCAUUUUCUGAUGUGUUUUGUCAUUGCUGCCAAUGCUGAGCAGAUGUGUCUAUCAUCAAGAAAGAAAACUGAUUGCUUCUGAGGUAAAGCUUGGAUACAGGCAGUCAGAGGCUCAGAUCUCAUUCACGACACAGAGGAGUACUCAGACACCCAAGCCCGCUCUAUGAAAUUUCAGAUAAGGUUAGGAGAGCAAGCAGGUACAUGAUUUUUCAGGCAUCCAGCCAUAAAAAUAUUUGCUCUGCAAGUUUUGCAAAUUAAAUAUUUAACAUAGACCAUUGUAUCGAGAAGCUAAACACUGUAGUAGCCGAUCUGCUUUGAAGCUUACUUUGUGAAAGAAACAGGGCCAGCUUCAGACCUGGUUGUAAUCCUGUUGAGGUCAAUGUAAAUACAUCACAGAUGAAUUCAGCCUUGGAUUGCCCUAGGCAAGGGCAGUGAUGAUCUCCUGCAAACUGGGGCUGACAUAUAUGAAUUCAAGUCAGGACCUUAUAAUCAUCAUCCCCUACUGCUGUCAACAAGAGUUGCAAUCACUGCAAUUGUGUGUGUCUCCUAGCAGAACUGUGGGUAAAACUUGAGAAUAAGUCUUAUGAGGAACCACUGAGAGAACUGGGGUUGUUUAGUCCGGAGAAGAGAAGGCUCAGGGGGGACCUUAUCGCUCUCUACAAUUACCUGAAAGGAGGCUGUAGUGAGGUGGGGGUCGGUCUUUUCUUCCAAGUAAUAACCAAAAGGACAAGAGGUAACAGCCUCAAGCUGCGCCAGGGGAGGUUUAGAUUGGAUAUUAGGAAAUAUUUCUUCACAGAGAGGGUGGUCACAUAUUGGAACAGGCUGCCCGGGGAAGUGAUGGAAUCACUGUCCUUGGAAGUGUUCAAAAACCGUGUAAUAUGGCCCUCAGUAAUAUGGUUUAGUGGUGGUCUUGGCAGUCCUGGGGUAAUGGUUGGACUUGAUGAUCUUAAAGGUCUUUUCCAACCUAGCUGAUUCUAUAAUUCUGUGAUUCUAUAAAGCAAUGAACUUCAGCUCCACUUAAGCCCAUGACAUGACUUAAGUCACCUUCAGGAGUUUCUGGAAAUGUGUGUAGGGGGAAGGAUAGUCUGUGGAGGUGUGUUGCCAACCAACAUGUGAGCCUACCCACUGACUUUGGAAGGAUUUUAAUGGAGUCCACACCUGGAUGGACUGUGGUAAACUGUAUUCUAUUUAAAAAAUGAAGGUGCCCUAAAAGCAAAAGACAAAAAAAAAAAAAGGCAAAAAGAGAAGCUUCCCAGGCUGUGAAAGCUGAGAUUGAAUGCUCGUAUUAAAAAAAAAUUGGCUCUGUCUACAGAUGAGCCCUUCAUCAUUCAUUUUACUUUAUUCUAUGCAAAUUAUAUUAAAUAAAUCUCUCAGAACAUUGCUCAUUUCAGUAGCAAAACAAAAAAAAAAAACCCCACUUUUUUUUUCUUUUAAUGGUCUGUUCAAGGAUAAUGCAAGAGUCUCUCAGUUACAGUAAAAAGCAAAAUGGAGAUUUAGAUUAUUCCCCUUUCACUGUCUGGUUUUCUGAAGAGAAUUCCACAGGAUGUUGCCUCAGUCCAAGUCAGUUUUGUAGACAAUGUAACAUGUCUUAACUGUUCGGGGAUUGACAAAAUUUAGCCUUAGCUUCUUUUGUUUUCUAUGAUUACUGUUGUACAGAAGAAAGACUUAAACUGUAAGUAAUGUGUAUUUAAUAAAAAGAGACUUUUUGUA
Molecule: messenger RNA, 13285 nt
Organism: Strigops habroptila (Kakapo)
Lineage: Eukaryota; Metazoa; Chordata; Aves; Psittaciformes; Psittacidae
Gene: CNTNAP5
Product: contactin associated protein family member 5
Exons: 25
Coding region: 321-4286 (1321 amino acids)
Source: RefSeq, a predicted model, not a curated record